Molecule: messenger RNA, 1738 nt
Organism: Acyrthosiphon pisum (pea aphid)
Lineage: Eukaryota; Metazoa; Arthropoda; Insecta; Hemiptera; Aphididae
Product: zinc finger protein 271-like
Exons: 3
Coding region: 52-1659 (535 amino acids)
Biological process (GO): regulation of transcription by RNA polymerase II
Molecular function (GO): DNA-binding transcription factor activity; RNA polymerase II cis-regulatory region sequence-specific DNA binding
Source: RefSeq, a predicted model, not a curated record
UUAAAUAAACCAUUUUCUAAUAGACAUGGACUGACGAAACACCAGCGCAAAAUGGAGAAGAAACUUAAUCAGUGCAAUGUCUGUGACAAGUUGUUCUCUAAAAUUACCAAUUUGACAACGCAUCGACGCACGCACACUGGUGAAAAACCGUACGCGUGUGAUGUAUGCGAAAAGUCGUUCUCUCAAAGUGGCAAUUUGACGAAACACAAGCGGACUCACACUGGAGAAAAACCGUUCCCUUGUGAUGUAUGCGAAAAGUCGUUCUCUCAAAGUGGCAAUUUGACAGCACAUCGACGCACACACACUGGAGAAAAACCGUACGCGUGCGAUGUUUGUGAUAAGUCGUUCCCUACAAGUAGCGAUUUGACAACACAUCGACGCACACACACUGGAGAAAAGCCGUACGCUUGCGAUGUAUGCGAGAAGUCAUUCUCCGCAAGUACUGAUUUGACGAUACAUCGACGCAUGCACACUGGAGAAAAACCUUUCCUUUGUGAUGUAUGCGAAAAGUCGUUCUCUAAAAGUGGCAAUUUGACAGCACAUCGACGCACACACACUGGAGAAAAACCGUACGCGUGCGAUGUUUGUGAUAAGUCGUUCUCUGAAAGUGGCAAUUUGACAAGACAUAAGCGUACGCACACUGGUGAAAAACCAUACGCGUGCGAUGUAUGUGAAAAGUCGUUCUCUCAAAGUAGCCAUUUAACGAAACACAAGCGGACUCACACUGGAGAAAAACCGUACGAGUGCGAUGUAUGUGAAAAAUCGUUCUCCGAAACUACCAAUUUGAUGAUACAUCGACGCAUGCACACUGGAGAAAAACCGUUCCCUUGUGAUGUAUGUGAAAAGUCGUUCUCUAAAAGUACCAAUUUGACAACGCAUCGACGCACGCACACUGGUGAAAAACCGUACGCGUGCGAUGUAUGUGAAAAGUCGUUCUCCGAAAGUACCAAUUUGACAACGCAUCGACGCACGCACACUGGUGAAAAACCGUACGCGUGCGAUGUAUGUGAAAAGUCGUUCUCUCAAAGUGGCGAUUUGACAGCACAUCGACGCACACACACUGGUGAAAAACCGUUCCCUUGUGAUGUCUGCGACAAGUCGUUCUCUAAAAGUACCAAUUUGACAACGCAUCGACGCACGCACACUGGUGAAAAACCGUACGCGUGCGAUGUAUGUGAAAAGUCGUUCUCCGAAAGUAGCCAUUUGACGAAACACAAGCGGACUCACACUGGAGAAAAACCGUACGUGUGUGAUGUAUGCGAAAAGUCGUUCUCUCAAAGUGGCAAUUUGACGAAACACAAGCGGACUCACACUGGAGAAAAACCGUACGCGUGCGAUGUAUGUGAAAAGUCGUUCUCCGAAAGUAGCCAUUUGACGAAACACAAGCGGACUCACACUGGAGAAAAACCGUACGCGUGUGAUGUGUGCGAGAAGUCGUUCUCCGCAAGUACCGAUUUGACGAUACAUCGACGCAUGCACACUGGAGAAAAACCGUUCCCUUGUGAUGUAUGCGAAAAGUCGUUCUCUCAAAGUGGCAAUUUGACAGCACAUCGACGCACACACACUGGAGAAAAACCGUUCCCUUGUGAUGUAUGCGAAAAGUCGUUCUCUGAAAGUGGCAAUUUGAUAAGACAUAAGCGUACGCACAUGGCACACUGAUAGGAAGUAUCAAAGAACUAUGAUCCAAUGAACGUAUUAAAAUAAGAUAUAUCUUGAUAAUAUAUUACCUAUCGGUCAA